Staurois parvus is the source of this 345-nucleotide messenger RNA. The record is from the annotation of a GenBank genome assembly. Lineage: Eukaryota; Metazoa; Chordata; Amphibia; Anura; Ranidae.
UCAUGCUGCUGCCAGGUCCAGAGUCUCUCAUGGGUCCCUGUACGGCCUCCCAUUGCUGCUGUCUCCAUCGCCACACUCUGCCAUGUGCCACUUUCAGGUCUCCUCACACUGCUGGUGUGUUCCAUUUUUUGUCAUAGGGUGCUGGCAGAUUACGGGCCUCCCAUAGCUGCUGCCAGGCCCCUAAUCUGCCAUGGGCCCCUAUACCGCCUCCUCAUGCUGCUGCCAAGUCCAGAGUCUGUCAUGGGUCCCUGUACGGCCUCCCAUUGCUGCUGUCUCCAUCGCCACACUCUGCCAUGUGCCACUUUCAGGUCUCCUCACACUGCUGGUGUGUUUCAAUUUUUUGAC